Messenger RNA from Hyla sarda, 799 nucleotides. It is a transcript of the gene INIP, whose product is annotated as INTS3 and NABP interacting protein. Bases 151 to 570 code for a protein of 139 amino acids. The record is from RefSeq and is a predicted model, not a curated record. Gene Ontology annotation, cellular component: nucleoplasm; nucleus; SOSS complex. Lineage: Eukaryota; Metazoa; Chordata; Amphibia; Anura; Hylidae. Gene Ontology annotation, biological process: DNA repair. The transcript is spliced from 7 exons.
UAGGACGGAAACGGCUGAGACGUGUGUCUUGUUAUCGAUACUACACUUUUCCAAGAAAAGUGCAAUAGUCAAAUAAGGCGGCCGCCGCAGCUUGUUCCCGUUGCUUAGUAACGACGUGCACGUCGUUGCCUCUAUUAGCGGCUGAGGAAGAUGGCGGCGGCGCCGACACCACCACCACCUCCGCCGGCUGCAGGUUUUGCAAGCAAGAAUAGAGUUGCUAUUUUGGCAGAACUAGACAAGGAAAAGAGAAAAUUGCUCCUUCAAAAUCAGUCUUCAACAAACAAUCCAGGGGCAAGUAUAGCCCUUGCAAGGCCAGCUGUUAACAAGGAUUUUCGGGACCAUGCAGAACAGCAGCAUAUAGCUGCCCAACAAAAAGCUGCACUUCAGAUGGAAGUGAAGAAUUCAGGUUUAUCAAAACAUCAAGGAGAGCAUUCUUCACCAGGAGAUCAUUUCCAUCAGGUUAUGAAGAAAAGAGUAAAUAUAACUGUGUCAUUAAUUUGUGUUGGCCUGGGAUGGAUAAAUGCACAAAAAACAACAUCACAAGACACAGCUGUCACUUUCAAGACCUAAAAAGAAAAAACCUGGAAAUUCGAUGUGUUAUUCUCUUUGCCGACUGUGCAGCCAAGUGUAUGAACAAUUGGUGAGGCUUUUGGCAGAAGCAGUGUCCUUCUCAACAUAACAACUUCAGACUUAAUUCAGUAUCUGGGCAUGUUAUACUCGUGUUGUUAAACGCUGCAAUUCAUGCUAUAGUCUUAAUGCAAAAUAAAUCUAAUUUUUCCUUUUGUCAACAAUCUUUCCU